UCUGUGAGAGCUAUUAGGUAUUAUUAUUCCAAAUUGGCUAUUCUGGCCAGCGGCAUAGAGUUCGUAGACCACUAUCUUGUAUUAGGGCUUCCGACCGGAGAAGCCGGAACUAGGUUGUCGGAGAAAGAGAUCAAGAAGGCGUACAAGUCCAAGGCCUUGCUUCUCCAUCCCGACAAACGACCCGAUGAUGAUCCGGCGGCCGCGCGUUCAGAUUUUCAGAAACUCAAGGAAUGUUACUUGGUUCUCAAGGAUGUCGAGGCUCGGCGCCAGUUCGACACUCUCCUGUUGAGCCGCUGCUGCCGGAGGCGGCCACGAUUGGAGAAUGUGAAGAACGAUCCCAAGCGCCAGAAGAUGAUGGCUGAUUUGCAGGUCCGAGAGCGCCGUUGUUCUGAUGAGGAACUUGUUCGGAGGGCGGAGGAGAGUACGAUUGCCGAGAAACUGAAGGGUGAGAUUGCGAAAAUUCGUGAGAUGAUGGCGGCCACUAAAAAACCUCCUUUGGAUAUGUAAUGAAACAGGAAGCUAGGGAGUAGCAGAAGGAAAGAAGGCGUGAAGUAAAACUAAAGGAAAGCGUGAUCAAGCACGAAGAAGAAUAGAGAAGACGUGAACUAGGAAGAACGCUCAGUAAUGGGGCACUAAGAGGACAAAGGCGUGGAAACAGAAAAGGUGAAGGCGCAAGGAAGGCGAGAGGCGUGAGCAGAAAGAGCACGCCUUUUCUGGGUUCAUGCUGUUCUUGCUGAUGGUUGGGACCAGUCAUUCCAGAAUAUUCCCUCUCACGUGGAUUGCCGUUUCAUUAGCAAGUGGAAGGAGUUAGUUAGAUUAGUUUUCUAUAAAAAGGAAAAAUCAUGUAAUUGUUGGGCAUUGAUAAUUUUGAAUCUUGUAAUCACAGAGGAGAAUAUCUUUUGUUCCUUUCCCAAAUUACUUCCUGCAUUUCUUCUUCCCCUUCUUCCUUUUUCCCGCCAUUUCCAUUUCUGUACCCUUUUGAAGGUUAUUCAAUACAAGUUAAGUUGAUUUGAGAAAUUCAA
Molecule: messenger RNA, 1022 nt
Organism: Coffea arabica (coffee)
Lineage: Eukaryota; Viridiplantae; Streptophyta; Magnoliopsida; Gentianales; Rubiaceae
Source: RefSeq, a predicted model, not a curated record